AUGUGGAAGUGGUAUGAUGAUACUAAUUGGGUUGAUUACGGAAAAGCACAAAACGACAUCCUAGAUAAAGCAGGAAAUAAUUUUCGUAUUGAUGUUGAUGAUGAAAGGUAUGUUGAAACAAGUGAUCUUAAAGAAAUUUAUAGGUUGUUUGGUGAACUUCCAAAGGAUAUCACUGGACUGUGUGCACUACAACACCGGAAAGAUAAUCCCCAACGUGUUCGACUUGUUAAAAAUGCAGCUAUUGACACAUUAAUUCAUGACACUAUUUUUUUUUAUGGAGAAAGAGAAUAUUCUAAAUCACGUUGUCGUCUUGAAGCUGAUAAUGAAUUACAAUGA
Entamoeba dispar SAW760 is the source of this 336-nucleotide messenger RNA. RefSeq lists its product as uncharacterized. NCBI's taxonomy places the organism in Eukaryota, Evosea, Mastigamoebida, Endamoebidae. The transcript has 2 exons. Bases 1 to 336 code for a protein of 111 amino acids. The record is from RefSeq and is a predicted model, not a curated record.